CAAUGUCGGUAUAAUCUAUCAUUCGACAAAACGUGCCAAUCCCAGUUUUAUCGCGGAAAAGAGCACAAAAAGCAAAGAGCUGUCAAACUAGUGCAAAACGUGAAAGAUUUUCCGUACUUGGAAGUCGCUGUUGUGCAAAAAUCUAAUUUUAUUUCAAUGUUGAGCCCCGUUUAACUUAACCCUCCGGCUUGUAAAUACUCAUCGUGGAAAACGAUAUACGAAACUUUGAAAGUAGCGAGCAGACUAAACACCUACACAAACACGCAAUGUACGAUCUGAAACCAAUCUUGAAGCCGGUCCACGUCGAACUGCCGACGUGCAUGUACCCGAUGAAACCGGUGAUCCAGCACGGGGCCUCCAGCGGCGCGGUGGCGACCCCAAGCAGCACGGUAUUUAUGGAUCUUUUGUCCGAAAAAAUUAAGAUCUUACUGCUCAAGGAAGAUCUUCCCGAAAUUCAAGCACUGGCAGUCAAGCAGGAGAAAAUUUUGAAACAGCUGGCAGAACUGCGGGAGCAACUAGUCUCGAUGCGAACUGACCUAAAACUGUGCAACAAACCAGCUCAGCCAAGUGCCAUUCAGUCGGCACCCUCAAAGACCUCCAAAAGUAAAUCGGACACGAAGAAGAUCGAACCAAUCAAUGCGUCAUAUCUACAGGACUUCGUGGUCAACGCUAGUCCCGAAAACAUCCCUUACGGAUUGCUUGCCCUGAAGAAGCUCUGGAUCGAUCGUCUCAAUCUGCAGGUGGAAUGCUUCACCCAUUCGACGAUCCCCAAGCUCAGCGAAGAGGCCAUCAAUUUCCAGAACCAGAUCACCAGUUUUGAACCCAAACGGGAGAAUCUGCCUCGCAUUAUGGUGACCCUCAUCUGGAAGAAUGUUGGCACCUACACCGAAAUGAUCACUUCCCCAACGGCAUACGUCCCGAUCUGCGGUGAGGUCAACAUCCUGCGCUUCCUGUCCCGUUGCGGCCCGAGCGAAUUCAAUUACGAACGAAACGACGACGUCACCGAAGCGGACUCUAUCUUGGACACGUGCUACCAGCUGAUCAACAAGCAGAACGUCACGGACAAGAAGCAGGUACUGAAAACCCUCAGUUCCAAGUUGGGCAAAACGGCCAGCUUCGGUGGGGAUGAAGUCUCUCUAUGCGACAUUGCGGCCACCAGUGCGAUCAAGCAGGUGCAGAAAGCACUGGCCAAGGAUAUCAACCCGAACAUGGCGAAGCUGAUCGGGCGAGUGUCUGCCGUUGUUGGCAUCUAAUCGAAGACGGUGAGCUAAAAUGGACAAAUAAGCUUUGACACGAAACUUUUUAAUUUAAACAUUUGCUAUAAGUUUACAAUGCGAUGCGCAUUUUAUCGACUUUCUAGGCAUUUCAGUUCAGCUGCACAUAAACGGUGUUCAAUGAA
Molecule: messenger RNA, 1399 nt
Organism: Aedes albopictus (Asian tiger mosquito)
Lineage: Eukaryota; Metazoa; Arthropoda; Insecta; Diptera; Culicidae
Gene: AIMP2
Product: probable aminoacyl tRNA synthase complex-interacting multifunctional protein 2
Exons: 5
Coding region: 267-1253 (328 amino acids)
Cellular component (GO): aminoacyl-tRNA synthetase multienzyme complex
Source: RefSeq, a predicted model, not a curated record